Messenger RNA from Pochonia chlamydosporia 170, 1242 nucleotides. RefSeq names its product DDE superfamily endonuclease domain-containing protein. The coding region runs from base 1 to 1242 and encodes 413 amino acids. Gene Ontology annotation, molecular function: DNA binding. Gene Ontology annotation, cellular component: nucleus. Lineage: Eukaryota; Fungi; Ascomycota; Sordariomycetes; Hypocreales; Clavicipitaceae. The transcript is spliced from 2 exons. The record is from RefSeq and is a predicted model, not a curated record.
AUGGUUGGCAAGCACUGGGUCACUCGCUUCCUUGCGCGCUACGGCUACGGCAUCAAGAAGCAGAAGACAUUGGAUUCUAACCGCCAGGUUGCAGAAGAUGUCGACAAAGUUAACCACUACUUCCAACGACUACGGAAGAUUAUCGAAACCCAUGGCAUCAGCCCUGAAGAUAUCUGGAAUAUGGACGAAACGGGGUUCCAACUCGGCGUAGGCAAGGAUCAGUUGAUUGUCACUAAGCGAGAGCGAUCGCACUACUUUGCCGUUCCCACGAAUCGCGAAUCUGCCACUGCAAUAGAGGCUAUCUCGGCCGGUGGGUGCCACUGUCCUGGCUUCCUAAUUCUGACUGGAUCCAAGCACAUGGCUCGUUGGUAUGCAGAGUCUGUGGGCUUGGAUGAAGAUACAGCCCUGGGUCUCUCAGAGACUGGCUACUCGAAUGACGAAUUGAGCCUCGAAUGGAUCCGGCAUUUUGACAAGCACACUGCAUCUACUGCCAAAGGGGUGAAGCGAUUGUUGAUCCUGGAUGGCCAUGGCUCUCACCAUACGAAGGAGUUUAUUGAGUACUGUGACAGCCACAACAUUAUACCUUUUGGCUUACCGUCGCACUUGACGCACAUUCUUCAGCCACUGGAUGUGUGUGUAUUUCAGCCUCUGAAACAUUAUCAUGCCAAGGCCCUGGAUCUGGCCGUUCGCGACGGCUGCACCAAUGUCACCAAGCUAGAAUUUUUAGCUACCAUUAAUGAUGUACGCAAGCGCGCCUUCAGGCGCAGUACGAUCUUCUCUGCAUUUCAGAAAACUGGGAUUUAUCCAUUCAACCCACAUGUGGUUCUCCAAGUACUGGAAUCUCGGCAGCCGCACACACCUACACCUGAGCCGCAAAUACCAAUUGGAUCCUCGCCCUUUGAGACACCUCUGACCCUGCGUGCAAACAAAGAGAGAUCUUGGCAGCACCAAGUUGGCCGAGACGUGGCAAAGCGGCGCAGGGCCAUGAAGAAUAGGACCUUGCAGCGAGGAGGAGUGCUUACAGUGGCCAAUGGCCGGCAUAUGGUGCGACGAAGAGAGGACGCAGCGUUGACGGAGGCGAGGCGCCGCGUACAGGCGGCGGAACAACGGGCUCGUAAUGGAUACAAGCGGUGGUUUGAUGCAGCAGCAAAAGAGGCACGUAAAUGGAGGACUUCUGGAAGGCUAGAACCGGCGGCCAUUUAUGAAACGGACCGCAGUUGUAGGCUGUUGAAGCGAUUCUAG